UCCUCCUCCCCCUCGUCCCCAUCCCUCCCUCCGCCCCGGCUCCCUCCCGCCGCAGCCAGUCCUGCGGCUCGGCUCAGCGCGGCUCGGCUCGGCUCGGCUCGCCAUGGUGCAGCUCGGGGGCGGCCGCGGAGCCCCACCACCGGCCCCAGCCGCUCCGCCCGCUUUCAGCAUCGACAGCAUCCUGCAGACCGGUCCUCGCCGCGCGGCCCGGGAGCAGGGCCGAGCCCGCUGCGCCCUGCCGGAGGAGGAGGAUGAGGAGGAGGAAGAUGAAGAAGAGGGCCCUGCGGAGCGAGACCCCAAUAAAGGCUCCAACGACUCGGGCAGCGUAAUGCUGUGCUUUGCCGUUGCAGGCAGCGAGCCCCGCCGGCUGCAGGCAGAGGGGCCGGGCCGUGGGCUCCGCCCGGGGACCGAGGGCAUCGUCGCGGUGUCGCCGCUCCCCGCGGAGGGACCGCGCGGUCCCUGGCAGCCGUCGCCGAGGGAUGCUGGGGGUUGCGGCGGGGAGAGCGGCAGGUCGCCGGCGGUGGGAGGCAAGAAGAAGACGAGGACCAUCUUCUCCAAGAGCCAGGUCUUCCAGCUGGAGUCCACCUUCGACGUGAAGCGCUACCUGAGCAGCGCCGAGCGGGCCGGGCUGGCGGCCGCGCUGCACCUCACCGAGACCCAGGUGAAGAUCUGGUUCCAGAACCGGCGCAACAAGCUCAAGAGACAGAUGUCGGCCGAGCCCGAGGGGCCGGGGCCGGGGCAAGCGGAGCAUCCCGGGGAACCGCCACCCCUGGCUGCCUCCGCGGCUGUGUCCCUGCCGGCCAUUUACAAGGACAGCACCCUGCUCAGCCGCUGCCUGCUGCCUCUCCCCUUCCCUCUGCUCUACCCGGGCAGCGCCAUCCCUUACCUCUGCCUCCCCGGCCCGGGCAAACACUUCAGCUUGCUGGAUGGGGACGUAUAGCCUCGCCCCUCGGCUCCCCCCGUUCUUCUUGCCGGGGACCGCACCGAUGGUAUUUAUGCCCCAGCCGUGUCCGCCUUCGCCCCGAUCCGUGGCAGCCGCCCCCCUGCCCACGGAGGGGAUGCCCGGGCUCACCCCCGCGUGUCCGUGGGCAGCCUACACGUUGUUAGAGCUCUCGCAGCGCUCUUUCUCUGGGCAGGACGGAGGAGAGAACGGAGGUGCCAAAGAAACAGGGCUGUGUUCUGCCUUCCUCCCUCCGAAAUUAUCCCGUGCCCGGUAUUUCAGGGGAGCCGAUGCCCUGCCUUGGACCACGGGGACGGUGUCACCACUCCUGUCUCUGAGACCUGGCAGUACCGUUCAGUUCAGCCUGCUCAGCGCCGAGGCUGCCAUUCGCUCCCCUCUCAGACUCUAAUAUCCCUCCAAUUAACUUCUCCCCAUUUUUGACAUUAUCAAUAUAUACACACCUUUCUAAAUCUGGUUCGCAAACUGUGGCUUCUCAGAUUUUUUUUUACCCCCCCCCCC
Molecule: messenger RNA, 1459 nt
Organism: Cygnus olor (mute swan)
Lineage: Eukaryota; Metazoa; Chordata; Aves; Anseriformes; Anatidae
Product: homeobox protein HMX2-like
Exons: 2
Coding region: 104-940 (278 amino acids)
Biological process (GO): regulation of transcription by RNA polymerase II
Cellular component (GO): nucleus
Molecular function (GO): DNA-binding transcription factor activity, RNA polymerase II-specific; RNA polymerase II transcription regulatory region sequence-specific DNA binding
Source: RefSeq, a predicted model, not a curated record